CCCGGCGGGAGGGGCGGGCGCGCGCGGCGCGGCGCGGGCCGUUUGGCGGGAACUGGUUUCGGGAGAGGGCCCCGUGGAGGCCCGCGGUCUGCGGCGGGGAAGCCAGGGCCCCGCGGCCACGGGAGCGCCGCCGUCUCCGCCGACCCUCGCUGGCGCGUACGGUGGAGGCCUCUUCCGCCCGUUGUCAGGCGGAGGCUGCCCACGGACUCAGUCGGUGUGCUGCGUCCUGAGGAGAAGGUCGGGAGGGGUAAGGACGGCUCUGCCUUUGAGUUGGGCGUCGGUCUCACCUCUCCUGCCAGGAUGCUGGUUGCCUGCGGCAUGCAGCGAUGUCACCAGGAAGCGCUAAAGAAGAACCGGGUCGUGCUGGCAAAACAGCUGGUUUUAAAAGAAUUGCUGGAGCAUUUGAUAGAGAAGGACAUCAUCACGCUGGAGAUGAUGGAAAUGAUACAGGCCAAGUCUGGGAGCUUCAGUCAAAAUGUGGAAUUCCUCAAUUUGCUGCCCAAGAGAGGCCCUAAUGCAUUCUCAGCCUUCUGUGAAGCUCUAAGAGAAACCAAACAGCAGCAUCUGGAGGCAGUGAUCUUGAAGACAACAUCCAACUUGAGCCAUGGGAUUGCAAGGCUUGAACACUGUUACAGAUCAGAUCUUCCAUUCUCUGCCAGUGAGUUAUGUAACUCAAAGAGACCGCGAUGGAUUGAACCAAUGGAACAUUCCUUGGAUAAUGGAGAUGGUCCCCCAGUGCCUCCAGUGAAAUACUGCACUCCUGAAUUUUAUCGUGAUCAUCAGCACUUGGCAUAUAAACUGACAUCAGAGCCCCGAGGCUUAGCUCUUGUUCUAAGCAAUGUCCAUUUCAGCAGUGAGAAGGAUCUGGAGUAUCGCGCAGGGGGAGAUGUAGACUGUACUUCCCUGGAGAUGCUUUUCAAGCAUCUUGGUUACCAAGUGACUAUCUUUCAAGACCAAACUGCACAGGAGAUGCACAAUGCUCUUGAGAGGUUCUCUAAGCUGCCAGAUCAUCGCAAUGUGGAUUCCUGCAUAGUAGCUUUACUUUCCCAUGGUGUGGAAGGUGGAGUUUACGGCAGCGAUGGCAAACUGCUACAGUUGCAGGAAGCUUUCCGGCUAUUUGAUAAUGCAAACUGUCCAAAUCUCCAAAAUAAGCCCAAAAUGUUCUUUAUUCAGGCCUGCCGGGGAGAUGAGACAGACCGAGGAGUGGAUCAAAGAGAUGGGAAAGAAUGGUCAGAUUCCUCAGGCUGUGAGGAAAGUGAUGCAAACAAAGAAGAAAAUCUCAAGCUGCGUUUGCCUACAUGUUCUGAUAUGAUCUGUGGAUAUGCUUGUCUGAAAGGCACUGCAGCCAUGAGAAACACCAAGCGUGGGUCCUGGUAUAUUGAGGCUCUCACCUCUGUGUUUGCAGAAGACUCCCGAGACACUCAUGUGGCUGAUAUGCUGGUGAAGGUGAACAGGCUAAUCAAGCAACGAGAAGGUUAUGCCCCAGGCACGGAAUUUCACCGCUGCAAGGAAAUGUCAGAAUAUUGUAGCACGCUCUGUCAGGACCUUUACCUGUUCCCUGGCUAUCUGCCAGGAAAAUAGCCUUGCCAGCUGUGAUGGAAGAGAGAUACUGCCAAAGCUGAACUUUGACUAUGGAUGUCUAUGUUUUAGUUCUUAUGGGUUGUGUCAUCAGAUGCACAAGCAAGGAGUGCCAGUCCAAUUUGUGAUGUCUUUUUCAAAAAUAAUCUGGUAACUCUUUGUAAUCUGAUUCAGUUCAGGGUUUAAAAUUUGAAUAUUGAAACAUAUUCUAUAUAUAUAUAUAUAUAUAUAAAUGGUUGGAAAGAGGAUCAGCACUGAAACUGGGAAGAAGUGGGAACAUCCUUUUGAAGGAAACACAUUCGCUUUGCUUACAAAUGAAAAAGAAAAUAGUAUUGAUCCAUUUUUUAUAAGUUAAGCCUUUCUGAAAGGAAAAUUAUUCAUAUGAUGCUACUUACUUUAUACUUGUAUUUUAAAAUUUUUAAAUACUUUCUGCCUGGUUCUUCAUGCAGGAAAGUCAGCUCCUGUGAACAUUAGGAAAAAGCUCCCUUGUGAAGGAGAACCCACCCCCUCUCUAAAAUGGAAGGUUAUUAUUUUCAGUACUUGACAGUUUCUUAUCCAUUUUCAUCACUUAAAAGUUUGGUUUUGCACAUUGCUUCUGUAGCCAAGUUAUCAAGAGAGAACUAGAAGACAUCCCAGGUUAUCAACAAAACAAAAAUAUAUCCAAGUUUGCUCAUACAGACAAAUUAUCCUCCAUAAACUGCCCCAGAAGAAGUUUUGAAUAGAGAAAUUCUAGAUUAGCUCCUCUAAGUCCCAAGAGUAAACAACUGCAUGGAAUAUUACUUUUGAGAGAUUUAUUUGCCAUAGUACCUGUGCAUCACUACAGGCACAGCAUUCAAUCCACUAACUUCUCAGGAGUCUAUAAAUUGCACUGUACAACUGAAUCCCUGAAACUCUACAGUCUUGUACAAAAUUCUACUGAAUUAACAAAAAUAUUCAUGGCAGCUCUUUACAAUCUAAGCAAACAUGUCUAAGCUUAGAUUAGUUAUCACUGCAGUUUCUUACUGUUCUAAAUGAAAGAGAUGAGUUUCAUAUUAUUGCAUUGUUACUUGAGUUUUCCUUCAGAUAUGAUCAUUUGAAGUUGUUUUUUUAGCUAAUAUUGUUUGCAAAGUGUCAUUUCAACUGCCAAUAAGAAAUCUCAUUACAUAAUUCAUCACUUGUUUUUGAAAUUUCCUGACAGUCUCUUCCUGCUGUAAUUUGUCUCUUCCCUGUGUCCAAUUGCAGUUACUCCCAUUUGAUGUGACAUGGGAGAUGGGCAUUGUUCUCUGUGGUAGAGCCUAAAUCCUGAUGUACUGGGUUACGUAUGGACAACUGUUUGUUGUAUCGAGUCUCAAUUUUCUCCAUUUUGUAGCAAUCACAUAAUCACAGAAUGGUAGGGGUUGGAAGGGACGUUUAAAGAUCAUCUAGUCCAACCCCACUGCUCAAGCAGGUUCACCUAGAUCAGGUCACAUAGGUGCGUGUCCAGAUGGGUUUUGAAGACCUCCAGAGAAGGAGGCUCCACACCCUCCCUGGGCAGCCUGUGCCAGGGCUCCCUCACCCUCAUAGUAAAAUAGUUUUUUCUUAUGUUUAAGUGGAAUUUUUUGUGUUCCAGCUUCAUCCCAUUACCCCUUGUCCUGUUGCUAGAUACAAUAAGGGAUGCCCCAACCUCCUGACGUCUACCAUUUUGUAAUUACUAUUUGUAAAUAUUAAUGAGAUUCACCCCUGCAGUCUCCUCUCAUCCAGACAGCCCCAGUUCCUGCAGCCUUUCCUCAUAAGGAAGGUGCUCCAGUUCCAUGAUCAUCUUGGUGUCCCUGUGCUGGACUCUCUCAAGAAGUUCUCUGUCCCUCUUGAGCUGGGGAGCUCAAAACUGGACACAGGACUCCAGAUGAGGCCUCACCAGGGCAGAGUAGAGGGGGAGGAGAACCUCCCUCAACCUGCUGGCCACACUCUUGAUGCAUUCCAGAAUUCCAUUGGCCAUACAGCUCAUUGAUGAAGAUGUUGAACAAGACCAGCCCCAGAACUGAUCCCUGUGGAGCUCCACUGGCCACAGGCCUCCAACUUGAUUCUGUGCUAUUGAUCACCACCCUCUGGGCUCUGUCAUUCAGCCAGCUCUUGAUCCACCUCACUGUCUACUCAUCCAAGCCACACUGCCUGAGCUUUCUGAUGAGGAUGUUAUGGGAGAUGGUGUCAAAAGCCUUGCUGAAGUCAAGGUAGAUGACAUCCACUGCUCUCCCCUCAUCUGCCCAGCCAGCUAUGCACUCAUGGAAGGCUCUCAGGUUGGUCAAGCAGGAUUUCCCCUUAGUGAAUCUACAUUGACUCCCUCUCAUAACUAUCUUUUCCUUCAUAUGUUUAGUGAUAACAUUCAAGAUGAGUUGUUCAAUCAUCUUUCCAGGGAUGGAAGUGAGGCUGAGCAGCCUGUAGUUUCCUGGGUCGUCUUUCCUGCCCUUUUUGAAGGCUGGAGUGACAUUGGCCUUUCUCCAGUCCUCAGGCACCUUGCCUAUCCUCAGUGAAUGUUCAAAAAUGUUGGAGAGCAGCUUAGCAACCACAUCAGCCAGCUCCCUCAGCACUCAUGGAAUAUAUCCCAUCAGGACCCAUUGACUUAUGAGUGUUAAGCUUGGCCAACAGGUCUUUAACCUCUUCCCCAUCCACCCAGGGUAAGUCCUCUGUUGUCCUACUAUCCUUGCUGGACUGGGCUUUCUGAGAGCCAGCCUUGGCUGUAAAGACCAAAGCAAAGAAGACAUUCUUCUUAGAAAGAAGUUCAGACUUCUCUGCAUCAUCUGUCACCAGGGCACCAUGUGUGUUCAUCAGCGGGCCCACAUUCCCCCUAAUCUUCCUUUUACUGCUGUGUACCUGAAAAACACCUUUUCCUUUACUUUCCUGGCAAGUUUUAAUUCUGAAAGGACUUGAACCUUCCUGGUUUCACCCCUGCAUGCUCUGGCAACGUUCCUAUACUUUUCCCAAGAAACCAAGCUCUUUUUCCACCUCUCAUAGAUUUCUGCCUUCUUCCGGAGUUGUCAUAACAGCAGUUAUUUGACAUAGUUCCAGAGUUACUUUUUUUGUGUAAGUAUGGCUUUAAAAAUUUUCUUUCAGGGUAGAAUUAGGAAUAGGGAGCACAAAGGGGUAUGAAGGGAGAGUGGAAGAUUUGGCAUUUGUUUUUUUAUUGUUUCACUUAGAAAGAUGAAGGCUGGAUUUCCUCCAGCUGGCAUAGGUGCAGCAUUAACAUGCAUCUAGCACUUACACACAUGAUAAAUGAAUUGAGGAUUAUACUUGCCAUUUGGUGCCUUACUCUGAAGUUUUAUAUACCAGUUUAGGGGUGGUUGCACCUCUCUGGUGUAUAAACACUUUCUGAGUGCUCUCUCUUUGAAAUGAUGCAAUAUUUUACAGAUAGCUAUAUUGAUGAAACAGUCCACUCUGAUGGAUUACAGUUCUGUAAGAUUGCAUCAAGCUGCAUUAUCACUGCCACUUUUGUAUAUUCUUUUUGUAUACUUGUAUUAUACUGCCUUGAG
This is a messenger RNA of Colius striatus (speckled mousebird), 5060 nucleotides long. RefSeq names its product caspase 2 (gene CASP2). The transcript is spliced from 10 exons. NCBI's taxonomy places the organism in Eukaryota, Metazoa, Chordata, Aves, Coliiformes, Coliidae. Gene Ontology annotation, biological process: regulation of apoptotic process; proteolysis. The record is from RefSeq and is a predicted model, not a curated record. The coding region runs from base 301 to 1581 and encodes 426 amino acids.